GGCACCAUUUAUUUUCCCGCCUGAAUGCCUGAAUGCUCGGGCGAAGAAACUCCACUCUGCCCUACCGGUAGCCAGACUUCUUGACUUCUUUCAUAAUUUCUUGAAUCAUCUCUCAAACCCUUGAACAAGAACUCCAACACAGCACUAUCAAAGCAGCAGCCAACAGCAAACAGCACCAUGGGUUUCAUGAAAAAGAUUUUCACUGGCAAGAAGUCUGACAAGGCCUCCAGCAAGUCCAAUGGCAAAGGUGGGAAUACAAAGACCAAAGAAGGCAGGAAAUCCGAGCGGUCUUCCACUGACAACAUGACAGUUGUGACAAGCUCUUCCAGUGCAAGUUUCAAGCAGCGAAAAGAAAGAAAGCCCAAGACCAAUGAAGAUAUUAUUACAGAAUACAUGGCCACCAUCAACCGCCAUGGUUCCGUGGAAGAGCUUGUUGAUUACUUCACUUCUCCAGAUGCCCCCCAAGUGUUUGAAGACGGGGUGGUCAUGCCAGCAGCAGCGCUCAUGGCAGAAAUCCGAAAGGUGUACCUGGGCUUUGAAGACCUAAGGUUCAACUAUGAUUCUAUCAAGGAAGUCAAACCAGGACAAGUGUUGUUGGAAGACCUCUGUGUCACUGGAACUCACACCAAAGACUUUGCAUUUGCAAACUUCCCUGCGAUCCCUCCUACUGGAAGGCAUGUUGUGCUGGAUCAGGAAAGGUUGUGGUUUACCAUGAAGGAUGGAAAGAUUGAAAAGCAGGAGAUCACUGCCCUUGGAAACUUGACAGGUCCACCUGGCAUGUAUGUUUCAGUUGGAGGCAAGUUGGAAAUGCCUCCGUCAGAGGGUUAGGCAAACGAGUGCUGGAGGAGGGGUUUGAACUAACUACAGUAGAUUAAAGAUAUUCAGGAAUUGUUGGUAGGCUUUGCUUCUUUCUUACCGUGGGCGUAUCGGUGCUGGAG
Messenger RNA from Seminavis robusta, 938 nucleotides. NCBI's taxonomy places the organism in Eukaryota, Bacillariophyta, Bacillariophyceae, Naviculales, Naviculaceae. The record is from the annotation of a GenBank genome assembly.